Messenger RNA from Bursaphelenchus xylophilus (pine wood nematode), 1311 nucleotides. Lineage: Eukaryota; Metazoa; Nematoda; Chromadorea; Rhabditida; Aphelenchoididae. The record is from the annotation of a GenBank genome assembly.
AUGCUAAAGUCAAGUCUGGUCAAUGAAGGCCAUUCUCGGAAGUGUCAGAACACUCGAGAUUUCGAUUGUCCAGAGAGGCAACGGAAACCUAGAAGGAUUUCUAGGGGGACCCAUCAUGGACUUGAUGCGGUUGACUCAGAAUUGGAAUAUGAUUCUGAAUAUUCGUCCGGAUGUGACGGGAUGCACGCCAUUAGGCAGUGUGAAAGCGGACGGGAAGAGAUCCCUCCGGUCAAGCUAUGUGUCAGGUUAAAUGACAUGGAAAUAGCUCUGGAGCUCGAUACAGGAGCUGCCAGGACGGUAAUACCAGAAAGGGUAUGGAGACAGAUUGGUCGUCCGGAAAUUACCAGGUAUACCGGGAUACUUCAGGAAUAUGGCGUAGGUCCAUUAGAAGUUAUUGGUGCUGUGCGGGUAAAUGCCAGCUUCCGGGGUCAUCAGAAGAUGACUGAAAUAAUUGUCGUGAGACGUCACGAUUGCCAACCGACGUUGGGACGGGAUCUUAUGAAAGAUCUCAAGUUGGACAUGGGAAAUUAUGUCAACUUUUCACUGGUAGACUCCGAAGUGGAGGAGACAGGUACCAGGGGAACUCGGGAAAAUGAGUUCAAAGGCAAAAGCCUGAAAAAAGGUAGUGACGAAACUCGGGAAGUCCAUUGGAUUAGAGUUGUCACGAAAAGCAUGGAUCAGAAGCCUGCAAAAGCCAAUAUUGGCGUCUCAGCCAGAAACACGGAAAGUGUUGGUGAGACCUACUCGGGAGAUUCCAAAUCUCAGUAUUUUCCCCAGGUUGUUGAAAAUAGGGGAGGGAGUAGAGGCCAAGGAAAGUGGCUAGGUAACCAUGCCAAAUCCACGGUAAGGUGGUCGGAUUCUGAGAGUCUAGCAAGCUCUAAGGAAUCGCGGAGAAAACCUAAGGUCUGGAUAGACAAGGUAAAAGAUGAGCUAGCAGCUCAAAUCAGAAGCUUUGCUUCUCAGGGUAAGCCAAUUGUGUUCUUUGGACCUAGGCACCAUUCGGAAAGGUAUAAGCCUUUGGCAAGAAGAUACCAGAAUGGAACCCAAUGCGUCAGUGGAAGGAAUGUGCCGUUGGAAGUUCAGAUCCUCGAUGGAAGUCAGUUCCCGGUCAAGUCCAGAAUCUCAAGCCAUCCAGAACCCAGGGAAGCGCGCAUGCUCGUUCGAUGGAUGUGGAAGUGCCAAGCCGUGCCCGACUUGAUCACUUGGAGGAGAUGUGAGGCGGAACGACCGAGCUUCGAGGAUUUUCCCACGAGGAACGAUCUACAUUUAUUCAAAUUUGAUUGUACUUUCCUACGUGGGGCUUCCCUAUAA